This is a messenger RNA of Colletotrichum graminicola M1.001, 351 nucleotides long. RefSeq lists its product as uncharacterized. The record is from RefSeq and is a predicted model, not a curated record. The transcript has 2 exons. The coding region runs from base 1 to 351 and encodes 116 amino acids. Lineage: Eukaryota; Fungi; Ascomycota; Sordariomycetes; Glomerellales; Glomerellaceae.
AUGGAAGCCUCUCCACAGCAGAACGGCAAUGCCGACGCUGCCUCCAACGUUGCCGAGCAGGGCUCCGCCUACAGUGGUAACUCGCGUGGGCCCAACACGGUCGAGCAGAACUCGGCGGAGAAGCGCGCGCGCCUCGACCUGUUCCUUGCGGACACAGCCCUCCAGGGUCGCAGCAGCGAUCAUGCCGGCACUGUCGAGCACCAAGAUGCUCGGACUCGGCGUAUCUUGGACGCAGUCACUGCUAUCGACGAGCUCCUUCCCAAGAAAGCAGGUAGUGAACCCACCGACGGCCAGGCCGAUGACAACUUGCCCAUGGAUCUUCAAGGCAUCGGCAAGCAAUUCGACGAGUAG